This is a messenger RNA of Apodemus sylvaticus (European woodmouse), 2822 nucleotides long. RefSeq names its product lactalbumin alpha (gene Lalba). Lineage: Eukaryota; Metazoa; Chordata; Mammalia; Rodentia; Muridae. Gene Ontology annotation, molecular function: lactose synthase activity; calcium ion binding. The record is from RefSeq and is a predicted model, not a curated record. Gene Ontology annotation, biological process: lactose biosynthetic process. The coding region runs from base 2117 to 2548 and encodes 143 amino acids. The transcript has 7 exons.
GGGACCCUGCCCUGUGAGGAAGCUCUGCAUGAGGACGGGGCCCUGCCGUGUGAGGAAGCUCUGCAUGAGGACGGGCCCUGCUGUGUGAGGAAGCUCUGCAUGAGGACGGGGGCCCUGCUGUGUGAGGAAGCUCUGCAUGAGGACAGGGUCCUGCCGUGUGAGGAAGCUCUGCAUGAGGACGGGGCCCUGCUGUGUGAGGAAGCUCUGCAUGAGGACGGGGUCCCUGCUGUGUGAGGAAGCUCUGCAUGAGGACAGGCCCUGCUGUGUGAGGAAGCUCUGCAUGAGGACGGGCCCUGCUGUGUGAGGAAGCUCUGCAUGAGGACGGGUCCUGCCGUGUGAGGAAGCUCUGCAUGAGGACGGGGCCCUGCUGUGUGAGGAAGCUCUGCAUGAGGACGGGUCCUGCCGUGUGAGGAAGCUCUGCAUGAGGACAGGGCCCUGCUGUGUGAGGAAGCUCUGCAUGAGGACGGGGUCCCUGCCGUGAGAGGAAGCUCUGCAUGAGGACGGGGCCUGCUGUGUGAGGAAGCUCUGCAUGAGGACGGGGCCCUGCUGUGUGAGGAAGCUCUGCAUGAGGACAGGGCCUGCUGUGUGAGGAAGCUCUGCAUGAGGACGGGCCCUGCUGUGUGAGGAAGCUCUGCAUGAGGACGGGUCCUGCCGUGUGAGGAAGCUCUGCAUGAGGACAGGGCCCUGCUGUGUGAGGAAGCUCUGCAUGAGGACGGGGCCUGCUGUGUGAGGAAGCUCUGCAUGAGGACGGGGGCCCUGCUGUGUGAGGAAGCUCUGCAUGAGGACGGGGUCCCUGCCGUGAGAGGAAGCUCUGCAUGAGGACGGGGCCUGCUGUGUGAGGAAGCUCUGCAUGAGGACGGGGCCCUGCUGUGUGAGGAAGCUCUGCAUGAGGACAGGGCCUGCUGUGUGAGGAAGCUCUGCAUGAGGACGGGCCCUGCUGUGUGAGGAAGCUCUGCAUGAGGACGGGGCCCUGCUGUGUGAGGAAGCUCUGCAUGAGGACGGGGCCUGCUGUGUGAGGAAGCUCUGCAUGAGGACGGGGUCCCUGCCGUGAGAGGAAGCUCUGCAUGAGGACGGGGCCUGCUGUGUGAGGAAGCUCUGCAUGAGGACGGGCCCUGCUGUGUGAGGAAGCUCUGCAUGAGGACAGGGCCUGCUGUAUGAGGAAGCUCUGCAUGAGGACGGGCCCUGCUGUGUGAGGAAGCUCUGCAUGAGGACGGGCCCUGCUGUGUGAGGAAGCUCUGCAUGAGGACGGGGCCCUGCUGUGUGAGGAAGCUCUGCAUGAGGACGGGUCCUGCCGUGUGAGGAAGCUCUGCAUGAGGACAGGGCCCUGCUGUGUGAGGAAGCUCUGCAUGAGGAUGGGCCCUGCUGUGUGAGGAAGCUCUGCAUGAGGACGGGGUCCCUGCCGUGAGAGGAAGCUCUGCAUGAGGACGGGCCCUGCUGUGUGAGGAAGCUCUGCAUGAGGACGGGCCCUGCUGUGUGAGGAAGCUCUGCAUGAGGACAGGGCCUGCCGUGUGAGGAAGCUCUGCAUGAGGACGGGCCCUGCUGUGUGAGGAAGCUCUGCAUGAGGACGGGCCCUGCCGUGUGAGGAAGCUCUGCAUGAGGACGGGUCCUGCUGUGUGAGGAAGCUCUGCAUGAGGACGGGGCCCUGCUGUGUGAGGAAGCUCUGCAUGAGGACGGGCCCUGCUGUGUGAGGAAGGACGGGGCCCUGCUGUGUGAGGAAGCUCUGCAUGAGGACGGGGUCCUGCCGUGUGAGGAAGCUCUGCAUGAGGACGGGCCCUGCCGUGUGAGGAAGGACGGGGUCCUGCCGUGUGAGGAAGCUCUGCAUGAGGACGGGCCCUGCCGUGUGAGGAAGGACGGGGUCCUGCCGUGUGAGGAAGCUCUGCAUGAGGAUGGGCCCUGCAGCUGGGAGCUGGGCUUCCUCAUAAAGGCGGCUCUUUCUUCCUGGAGGCACUGUGUGAGUAUCUCACUUUGGCAGAGGACAGAGUACGGAGCUCUGGAUGAGAAAAAGGCGACCAAAAGGAGAGUGAAGGCCUGUUGCCAGGGGGCCAGAGGCCUUCUUCAUAAAUAAAAGCAGGUGAAAUGAGCGGUGUCCACAUUUCAACCUCUGGGAGCAGCCAAAAUGAUGCGUUUGGUUCCUUUGUUCCUGGUGUGUGUUUCUUCGUUGCCUGCCUUUCAAGCCACAGAGCUUACAAAAUGUGAGGUGACCCACGCCAUUAAAGACAUGGAUGGCUAUCAAGGCAUCAGUUUGCUUGAAUGGGCCUGUGUUUUAUUUCAUACCAGUGGCUACGACGCACAAGCUAUUGUCAAAAAUAAUGGCGGCACAGAGUAUGGACUCUUCCAGAUCAGUAACAAAUUUUGGUGCAAGAGUAGCGAGUUCCCGGAGUCGGAGAACAUCUGCGGCAUCUCCUGUGAGAAGUUCCUGGAUGAUGACUUUGCAGAUGACAUAGCCUGUGCCAAGAAGAUCCUGGCUAUCAAAGGAAUCGACUACUGGAAAGCCUACAAGCCCAUGUGCUCUGAGAAGCUCGAACAGUGGCGCUGUGAGAAGCCCUGAGCUCCGGUCCUUGCCGCUCCUGCCCCGUGGUCAGGAACACCUCUUCCCUAAGAUACCUCAGCUUGGCUCUUUCUGUCCCCGCGAAGAUGAUCUGUCCGUCCCUGAGCCUUGUACCCUGUAGUGACACCACUGGACUCCAGAGGACGUUUUUUCGAUGGGAGUGUGAUGGGAGCACUGGACUGCAACCCCUUGCUUAGUGACAGCAAGGGUCUUGAUGGAGGUUUCAUGAAAGCAAGAGAGCCCUCUCCUGUCCCAAAUAAAGGGCCCAACUUGA